AUGAUGGCUGAGGUUGGUUCAAUGCCGGCUGCCUCCUCUGUGAAGAAGCCAUUUGGUCUCAGAAGCAAGAUGGGCAAGUGGUGCUGCCACUGCUUCCCCUGCUGCAGGGGAGAGGCAAGAAGCAACGUCAGCACUUCUGGAGACCACGACGACUCUGCUAUGAAGACGCUCAGAAGCAAUGGGAAGUGGUGCUGCCAUUGCUUCCCCUGCUGCAGGGGGAGAGGCAAGAGCAACGUGGGCGCUUCUGGAGACCACGAUGACUCCGCUAUGAAGACGCUCAGAAGCAACAUGGGCGCUUCUGGAGACCACGAUGACUCCGCUGUGAAGACGCUCAGAAGCAAGGUGGGCGCUUCUGGAGACCACGAUGACUCCGCUGUGAAGACGCUCAGAAGCAACGUGGGCGCUUCUGGAGACCACGAUGAGUCCUCUGUGAAGACACUCAGAAGCAACGUGGGCGCUUGGGGAGACUACGAUGACAGCGCCUUCAUGGAGCCCAGGUACCACGUCCAUCGAGAAGAUCUGGACAAGCUCCACAGAGCUGCCUGGUGGGGUAAAGUCCCCAGAAAGGAUCUCAUCGUCAUGCUCAGGGACACUGACGUGAACGAGAAGGACAAGCAAAAGAGGACUGCUCUACAUCUGGCCUCUGCCAGUGGGAAUUCAGAAGUAGUAAAACUCCUGCUGGACAGACGAUGUGAACUUAAUGUCCUUGAUGACAAAAAGAGGACAGCUCUGACAAAGGCCGUACAAUGCCAGGAAGAUGAAUGUGCAUUAAUGUUGCUGGAACAUGGCACUGAUCCAACUAUUCCAGAUGAGUAUGGAAAUACCAGUCUGCACUAUGCUAUCUACAACGAAGAUAAAUUAAUGGCCAAAGCACUGCUCUUAUACGGUGCUGAUAUCGAAUCAAGAAACAAGCUUGGCCUCACACCACUGUUACUUGGUGUACAUGAACAAAAACAGCAAGUGGUGAAAUUUUUAAUCAAGAAAAAAGCUAAUUUAAAUGCACUGGAUAUAUAUGGAAGAACUGCUCUCAUACUUGCUGUAUGUUGUGGAUCAGCAAGUAUAGUCAGCCUUCUACUUGAGCAAAGUAUUGAUGUAUCUUCUCAAGAUCUAUUUGGACAGACGGCCAGAGAGUAUGCUAUUUCUAGUCAUCAUAAUGUAAUUUGCCAGUUACUUUCUGACUACAAAGAAAAACAGAUGCUAAAAGCUUCUUCUGAAAACAGCAAUCCAGAACAAGACUUAAAGCUGCCAUCAGGGGAAGAGUCACAAAGGCUUAAAGGAAGUCAAAAUGGCCAGCCAGAGAAAAUGUCUCAAGAACCAGAAAUAAAUAAGGAUGGUGAUAGAGAGGUAUACCUUCGAAUGAAGAAGCACGGAAGUACUCAUGUGGGAUUCCCGGAAAACCUGACUCAUGGUGCGGCUGCUGGCAAUGGUGAUGAUGGAUUAAUUCCUCCAAGGAAGAGCAGAACACCUGAAAGCCAGCAAUUUCCUGACACUGAGAAUGAAGAGUAUCACAGCGACGAACAAAAUGAUACUCAGAAGCGACUUUCUGAAGAACAGAACACUGGAAUAUUACAAGAUGAGAUUCUGAUUCAUAAAGAAAAGCAGAAAGAAGUGGCUGAAAAGAAAAUGAAUUCUGAGGUAUUUUUUUAGUUAUUUUCAAAUGUUUUUAUAUGUGUAUAUAUUUUUUAAAAACUACGUAUUUUGGAAAUGUAAAGGAUUUUUAAGUCAUAUAUAUGUGUGUAUGUAUUCUAUAUAUCCUUCGUCAUAUAUCUGUAUAUGUACAUACAGGAUGAAGCCAUGUUCUUAAUUCAGCUCCAUUUGCCUGCAACAGUCAAGUAGUGACCUGCACAAUGGCCUCAGUCCAAAGGAGAAGCAGUUGAUAUUUUCAUAAGAAUUGAUGAUCUUUCCAUAUCAAAAAUAAGUUUUGCUACGAAAAACACAUUUUCUAGUUUUUGGACAUCAGUUUUUUAAAAAAUGUUAAUAGAGAAGUCAAUUGAUUAUUUUCACUGAUAGGAAAGUAGGAAACGUAUAGCUGGGUCAGAGGCCACAUGGUGGAUGUCAUUAUCCUUCCUUUCGCGGAGAGGAACAGUUUGCUCCAAGUAGUUUCUCAUUUCAAUGUAAAGAGGCUUGAAAACAAUGACAUGCCAUGAUACACAUUUAGUGAUCAUUUAUUGAUAAGUAUUUUGUUCCUAGAGAAAUAGUAUAUUUCCCCUAUUUCACACUUAGUACUGUUUCCAACAUUAUAAAGAGGAAAUGAAAGUUAUUGCAAUG
Messenger RNA from Nomascus leucogenys (northern white-cheeked gibbon), 2268 nucleotides. Its product is annotated as POTE ankyrin domain family member H. Gene Ontology annotation, molecular function: protein binding. The record is from RefSeq and is a predicted model, not a curated record. NCBI's taxonomy places the organism in Eukaryota, Metazoa, Chordata, Mammalia, Primates, Hylobatidae.